Molecule: messenger RNA, 917 nt
Organism: Gymnogyps californianus (California condor)
Lineage: Eukaryota; Metazoa; Chordata; Aves; Accipitriformes; Cathartidae
Gene: ITGB1BP1
Product: integrin subunit beta 1 binding protein 1
Exons: 6
Coding region: 1-603 (200 amino acids)
Biological process (GO): negative regulation of focal adhesion assembly; negative regulation of substrate adhesion-dependent cell spreading
Cellular component (GO): cytoskeleton; ruffle; cell periphery
Molecular function (GO): integrin binding
Source: RefSeq, a predicted model, not a curated record
AUGUUUAGAAAAGGAAAAAAACGACACAGCAGCAGCAGCUCACAAAGCAGUGAAAUCAGUACUAAAAGCAAGUCUGUAGAUUCCAGUCUUGGGGGACUUUCCAGGUCUAGUACUGUGGCUAGUCUAGAUACAGACUCCACGAAAAGUUCAGGACAAAGCAAUAGUAAUUCUGAUACGUGUGCAGAAUUCAGAGUUAAAUAUGUUGGUGCCAUUGAAAAACUGAAAUAUAAUGAGAGCAAAAGUCUUGAAGGGCCAUUGGACUUGAUAAAUUACAUAGAUGUUGCACAGCAAGAUGGAAAGUUACCUUUUGUUCCAGGUGAAGAGGAGUUUAUUAUGGGAGUUUCCAAAUACGGCAUUAAAGUUUCAACAUCUGAUCAGUAUGAUGUGUUACAUAGGCAUGCUCUCUAUUUAAUUGUACGGAUGGUCUGCUAUGAUGAUGGUCUGGGAGCAGGAAAAAGUUUACUGGCUUUGAAGACAACAGAUGCAGCCUCUGAAGAAUGCAGCCUCUGGGUAUAUCAGUGCAAUAGUUUGGAACAAGCACAAGCUAUUUGCAAAGUGUUAUCUACAGCCUUUGAUUCAGUUUUAAUGUCGGAGAAGUCCUGAUUUUCUUCAGCAGCACAUGACUGUGUAGUACAAGAGGCCUUUGUGUGAGGAGGAAAUGGGGCUCCUUUGUGAUACCACAGACUGGCUGUAGCUACACACAAACCUAGAAAAGACAUGCUGUGCAAAGAAGAGCCAUGCAACCUUGCACGUGGUACUUUGUCAUUCCCCAAACAUGACUUGAAGAAAUUACUCCAUCUUCAGUUUCCAGGACAAUACAGAAUUUUAUAUUUAACACGAUUUCUUUUCCUAAAUCAUGUUUUGUAUAUUAAUGUCAAUAUUGUAGAAAUGUAAAAUAAAACUGACACUUGCUUCUA